Molecule: messenger RNA, 1458 nt
Organism: Botrytis cinerea B05.10
Lineage: Eukaryota; Fungi; Ascomycota; Leotiomycetes; Helotiales; Sclerotiniaceae
Exons: 1
Coding region: 187-1287 (366 amino acids)
Source: RefSeq, a predicted model, not a curated record
GCGCUUGUCGACAAAUCUUCUCUCAAGAAUGACUAGCUUUAUUUACGGCUGUUAUUGAUUCAUUCACGCUAAGACCACAUCAUCUUCCAAGCCGUACAUUUAAAGAUUCCAAUAUAUAUUCACAAAGUGAGAUUGUCAUUUUCUAAUCACGGCAGCUUCUUAAUAAGUCAGAUCGUCGACCAUUACAUGCAAGCACAAUCACUUCAAAAGCAACAUCGACCAACAAUUCUGGUUUUUUUUCUUCUCAUAAUGAAAGAUCUUCGCCAAUUUCCCGAAUUCAAAAGAGCUGACCCAGCGAAACCAGACAGUUCUCGUUAUUCUCGUCAUAAUUUACAAACCAUCCAGGGCACAGAAGAAACGUGUGCACCAUCUUCCAUCCCAUCUUAUAAGUCACACAGGAGCAACUCUUCAAGCAUUUCUUCUAGCAAUAACUUUAUCGAGAACAAAGAUCACCCACGGAAGCGUCUUUCGAGGGCAGAAGCCAAAAUCAAAGAACUUGGAAAUUUUGGUCCAAAACUAGUUGCUCUUGAGGGAAGAACACAGAGGCUUUUCAUAGAUCAGGCCAAUCUUAACUUCAACCUUUUGGGCCGCCUUAAAAUGCCACUGACAUCGUCGUCCCCACAGAGCCGCCUUUCAAGACUGGGACCUCUUCAACACCCACAUACAUAUCUCCAACAUCCAUUUAAUUAUGGUCAAUCUUUUGUUACUCAGGCUUUUGAGGCCAACUCUGAGGAUGUGGAAAUGAAUGAUGCGCCAGACAUUCCAGAAUCAAUUUUUGUUCCUGUAGAUUCUGAACAUUGGGACAAAGAUGAAGUGGCAACUCCCUGUCCAUUCAUCAGACCCUUCGAAGCAGCACCACCGGCUCGGAUCCCUUCAAAAUCAAGUCAAUUAAUGACUCCAAGUAAGAUAUUCGAGAGUCCCCGGCAUAAUGCUCUUCAAACCACCACAACGAACAUCCGCGAUCAAAUCGAGCUUGAGCUUUCCCACUUAAUGUUAGCAAAGCAUAACGAACUACGACUCAUCGAAACUGAACUAGCCAAAGCACAAAUAAUGCUUGAACAGCUUAGACGUGUUCAUUUAAGGCCGUUUAACCUUGUCAAAAAUGAGGAGGGUCAGGUCUAUGCAGUCAGGGUUGUGGUGAGGUCAUUUAGUGGGGAGGAGAGAAGGCAGAAAGCAAUCGCAAAGAGACAAAGGGAAGAAGAGAAGGCUGCAGAAGAACUAAAGAUAGAGGAAAUGGAGAAUGGAGGAAGUGGUAUGGGUUUAAGGAAUAGAUAUGUGAAGAGGUGAGGGGUGGAUGAGAAUGUGAAUAAGAAAGGGAAGGCGAUGGAGUUAGUAGGCCCCAAAAGACUCCGGAGUGACGAUGAUUGAUCAGCGAGUACAUUGGCGUUAAGUAGCGAGCCUGAGUUGAGUCUAUCAUAAUUCAAAAUAUAUAGAAUAAAGAUUGUCCAAUUCUGUCCA